Pocillopora damicornis (cauliflower coral) is the source of this 1748-nucleotide messenger RNA. Its product is annotated as transmembrane protein 209. Gene Ontology annotation, cellular component: membrane. Lineage: Eukaryota; Metazoa; Cnidaria; Anthozoa; Scleractinia; Pocilloporidae. The record is from RefSeq and is a predicted model, not a curated record.
UCUGGGUUUUCCGUUGAGGCUGCUUCUGACAUUGGUCAGUUUGACAGUUUUACAUGAUGUUGAAGGUGAGAAAAUGCAAAGACGGAUAUUAAAGAGCGAAAGCCCGAUUAUUGAACGUUCGUAUCAGCGGAAGCAGAUGACAAAGCGUUCUCAUGCAGCCUUCACGUGGGUGUUUGUCAACGUAAUUUUGGCCGCAAUUUUCUUCACUGAGUUGGUUUUUGGAUCUGUGGCAGAAUAUUUUGAAUUUGAACAUCCUCUGGUGUGGUUUGUUGUUUGUGGCUUGGCAAUCUGGUUCACCUUCUGUUUCAUCGUGGAUCUCUAUCAUUAUAUGAGACCUGUUCUGGGACAGAAUAGUGUGGUGCUUUCAUUGGAUCAAAGAAAGCUUCUUGGCAUUCAACCAACAGACUCAGGAUUCAAGCUGGCCCCACCUGAAUCUCCUACUAGUCAUGGAUCUGCUGUCUCUCCUUCUAUUAUCCCCAGCACUUCCUCCCCCACCAUGAUCAUGACUACAACCAUCACCAGGACACCACCUCGGCCUCAUGGAACCCCACCUAGGUCUAACAGUAGCUCACCAAGAUCUCCCAUAAUGGGUACACCAUCAUUUUACAAUGAGACAGUGAGCAGUCCUGAUACAAGGUCAAGGCACUCAUCCCCAGGCCGGUCACCAUUUCCCUCCAGUGAUCACAUGACAGAUUUAAACUCACUUGAACAGUACCUCAGAGAACAACAGCAAGAAGAGGGAAGAUUACAUAGAGUUGCCUCAUCAGAUGCCCUUACACCAGGGCGUGGACAAUCUUUCUGGUCUGGCUACCGACACGACUUUACUCCCCCACUUAGUGUAUACAGGAUUGCAAGAAGGUCACCCGAUCUCAGCUCUUCAAGGGAUGACGAUGAUGCAGGCUAUAAUAGCACCAAAGCUGAUGAGAUUUGGACCCAAUAUGCUGUGACAAGAACAGAUCUGGAUCACUGGAUUGAGAACUGCAGAAAGUGGCUUUGUCAAACGAUACUGUGUCGGCUUGUGGAGCAGAUUGAAGCCGUUAAUGAGACUCUCUGUAGAAUUGGCUGCUCAGAACUUCAAGUUGGAACAAUCAGUCUCAGCGCAGCCAGACAAGUAGCUGUUACCAAAGCCGACCAGGCUCCGACGUUACGGGCCAUCAUUCCAUAUUUAGAAGCUUCGAAUAAUCAGGAAUACCUCGUGAAACGCCUGUCAGAAUUAGCACAAGGUGGUUGUAUGGGUCUAUAUCGAUGGAACUGCGGCGGGCAGUACAGAGGCAAAUCGUGGGAACAAGACUUGUUAUCAUUGAAGAUGAAGUCUACGAUAUGCCCAAGGGACAGAACAACUUGUUUCACACCAUCGUCUUCUUCCUUCACCACGUGAAAACUAAGCAGUAUGGAAUGCUGGGGCGAGUAAACUUGGGAAUGUCCGGUGUGAACAUUCUCUGCAUUCUGAACAUGAAGUGAGUGUAAACAGCAGUCCUCUCCAAAUGUACGAGAAUUUAUGAGACCGGGAGUGGCGUAUGGAGUUGUCUAGAGGAGCCAGUAACAUCUUUUUUGGAUCCAUGCUACUUAUAGCACUUGCUGUGUGAACGUUGGCGUUUAUUUUGGAGAUACGUGGAUAUUCUUUUGUUGCAAAUCAGUUAAGGGAAAGAAGAAUGAAUUGCUGAAAAAGGGCAGAUGAAACGCAUUUUGUUUUUAUUUUUAUAUUGACGGUACAGCUCAGCUAUUAGAAGAGUUGUUCGAGAAAUUUA